AAUUGCGUAAAUGUUAGUCGACAAACAGUAACGUCAUUGUAUAAGUGCAGGCGGAGUACAUUGAAAACAACUGCUGGUUUCUGUUUUUCAGAGAUGUCUCUUCUGCGCGUGUGUUCCAGACAGCUGUUCUGGAAGAGUCCAGCUGUGGAGCCGCUUUUCACAGGGUGUUUGCGGGCAGCCAGCAGAGCGGUGAAUGACAAGGAGCCAUUGAAGAAGGCCAAAACCCCAAAAGGACGGUUUGACAACCUCGAAGAGACGAGCAAAGAUGUACUAGAAAAGUUCCCUGAUGAUGUGAACCCUGUGACGAAGGAGAAGGGGGGCCCACGGGGUCCAGAGCCAACUCGCUAUGGAGAUUGGGAGAGGAAGGGCCGGUGUGUAGACUUCUAGCUCAUUAUCUGUAAAUUAAUAUGUACCUUAUGAGUAUGGAGAUGUACUGUAAAAUGACAUAGUGAUGCAGUUUGGAUAUGUAUGUAGCCAUUAGUGGUUUUCUGUCUUUUGUUUAAUCGUGAUGGAGGAGCAACGAGCAAGUUGCCAAAUUAAAGUAAUAAAACAA
This is a messenger RNA of Haplochromis burtoni (Burton's mouthbrooder), 553 nucleotides long. It is a transcript of the gene sdhaf4, whose product is annotated as succinate dehydrogenase complex assembly factor 4. The transcript has 3 exons. Gene Ontology annotation, cellular component: mitochondrion. The coding region runs from base 94 to 387 and encodes 97 amino acids. Gene Ontology annotation, biological process: mitochondrial respiratory chain complex II assembly. The record is from RefSeq and is a predicted model, not a curated record. Lineage: Eukaryota; Metazoa; Chordata; Actinopteri; Cichliformes; Cichlidae.